Molecule: messenger RNA, 4165 nt
Organism: Parasteatoda tepidariorum (common house spider)
Lineage: Eukaryota; Metazoa; Arthropoda; Arachnida; Araneae; Theridiidae
Product: ATP-dependent translocase ABCB1
Biological process (GO): oligopeptide export from mitochondrion
Cellular component (GO): mitochondrial inner membrane
Molecular function (GO): ABC-type oligopeptide transporter activity; ATP binding; ATP hydrolysis activity
Source: RefSeq, a predicted model, not a curated record
GAUGGCAUAGGAGAAAAAGCUGGAAUAUGCCUCAGCUUUUUGUCUCUUACCUUUCUAUGCUUGGGUGUUGGAUUGUAUUACGGAUGGAAGCUUGCUUUAGCGGUUCUUGCAAUAACACCAGCAAAUGCGAUUGCUAUGGCAAUUGUGGCUAAGAUACAAUCAGGCGCAUCUCAAGAAGAAAUGAAAGCUUAUGGAUCAGCAGGUGCGGUAGCAGAAGAAGCAUUCUCGUCUAUCCGCACUGUCUCCGCUUUUGGAGGGGAAAUCAAAGAAAUUCAAAGGUAUGAAAAUCACUUAAUUCCUGCAAUGCAAAAAGGAAUCAAAAGGGGGCUGUGGACUGCAAUUGGAUCAAGCAUGAAUUGGUUUUCCAUAUUUGGAGGAUACGCUCUUGCCUUUUGGUAUGGUGUUCAACUAAUUAUUGAAGGUUAUGGUCAAGAAAAUCCCGAAUAUGAUGGAGGAGUUGUAAUUACUAUAUUUUUUAGUGUCCUGACAGCAUCUAUGUUCUUUGGACAGACAGCGCCAUAUUUUGAAGCCUUUGCUCUAGCUAGAGGAGCUGCAGCUAAAAUAUUCAACAUUAUUGAAAGGAAACCGAUUAUUGAUAGCAGUUCUGAGGAAGGUCUAAAACCAGAUUACAUGAAUGGUGUUAUUAGUCUUAACAAUGUGACAUUUAGUUAUCCUGCAAGAAAAGAUGUCACAGUUUUAAAGGACAUGACUCUGGAGGUUGCUUCUGGAGAGACUGUAGCGUUAGUGGGAUGCAGUGGUUGCGGAAAGAGUACAAUUAUCCAACUCAUAUUGAGAUUUUAUGAUAUUGAUUCUGGAAGUGUUCAUCUAGAUGGUAUUGAUGUUAAGGAUCUGAACGUUGGUUGGCUAAGAAAUCAUAUAGGCCUCGUUGGGCAAGAACCUGUCCUGUUUUCGACAACAAUUUCAGAAAAUAUUAAAUAUGGUAAACUAGAUGCAACGCAAGAAGAAAUUGAGACUGCUGCCAAAAUUGCUAAUGCGCAUAACUUCAUUGAUGCCUUACCAUUAAAAUACAAUACUCUUGUGGGAGAACGUGGAACUCAGCUGAGUGGCGGUCAGAAACAAAGAAUUGCUAUAGCUCGUGCCAUGAUCAAAAAUCCUAAAAUACUAUUACUGGAUGAAGCCACUUCAGCAUUGGAUACUGAGAGUGAAGCUAUAGUUCAAGCUGCUCUAGAUCAGGCUCGUAAGGGUCGUACAACUAUUGUUAUUGCUCACAGACUUUCUACCAUAAGAACUGCAGAUAAAAUUGCUGUUCUGGAUGAUGGAUACAUAAAAGAAACUGGAACACAUGAAGAAUUGAUGAAAAGAAAAGGUCUUUAUUAUCGGUUGGUUGUUACACAGAUUAAUACAGAAGAGAAAACGGAGGAAACGAAUGAUGAAAUAUCGCUUCUCGACGACAAAGUCAAUAACUUAAGUAUUGCAUUAGACAACAGCUUGGAAAGAUGCCUGUCUUCUGCCAACGUCACAAAACCUCAACCAUCAAGUGGUAUUGAUCGCCAAUUAUCUGUAGUCCGAACUUAUAGUCAUCAAAUAUCUGAUUACAGCGUUGAAAUGAAUAAACUGGAUGAAGAGGAAGAUGAGAAUGUGUCACCGUCUAAAUCUCGACUGCUUAAAAUUUCUGCACCUGAAUGGCCUUAUGCAUUAAUUGGAGGCAUUGCCGCACUAUUAAUGGGUUUACAUAUGCUCGCAGGCGGUAUCAUUUUAGGAUCUAUUUUAGGAGUUUUAUCAAAACCGCUUGAUCAAAUUACUGAUGAAGCUAACUUUUGGUGUCUCAUCUUUUUAUUGCUGGGGUUUACAUCUUUCGUGUUCUCUUUCCUUCAGGCAUUUAUGUUUUCUGUAGCUGGAGAAAAAUUAACUUCAAGGCUGAGAAAAAUGGUGUUUGCCAACUUAAUUACACAAGAUAUGAGUUUUUUCGACGACUCUAAGAACAGUGUUGGUGCUCUUUGCUCUCGCCUGACAUCCGAUGCUUCACAAGUUCAAGGGGCCACCGGUUCAAGAAUGUCCACUUUAUUUCAAGCUCUUUCAACCUUUGUAUUUGGAGUAGUUCUCGCAUUGUGGUAUGAUCUGAGACUUGGUGGUGUAACAUUGGCUUUCAUGCCCUUCGUCUUUUUGGGAGCUUAUUUUGAUUCAUUAGUAUUGUCUGGUCAACUGACAAGUGAAAACACUGGAGCGGAAGAUGCAUCGAAGGUAGCAAUAGAAGCAAUAGAAAGCAUACGUACUGUUGCAUCUCUGCAUCAAGAAAAAAACUUCUACCUGCAGUUCCACAAUGCUUUAUUGAAACCUCUCAAAAACUCUCGGAAUAUGGCCCACUUAAGAGGAUUCAUUUAUGGUUUUGCCCAAGCGCUAAAUCCUCUUUCUUACUCUGCUGUUUUGUAUUAUGGGGCUAUACUGGUUGCUGAUAAAGAGCUGAAAUACGAUACUUUGAUGAAAGUGCUCGAAGGAGUUUUAAUGGGGAUGAUGUUUGUUGGACAAGCAAUGUCAUUUGCUCCAGAUUACAAUAGAGCUAAGCUAGCCGCUGUUAGAAUAUUUAAACUUCUUGAUGUAGAACCUAGAAUAGAUUCUCUAUCGGUACAUGGAAAAAUUCUGAAUGACGUUAAGGGAUAUGUUGAUUUUCGAAAAGUGCACUUUAAUUAUCCAAGUCGACCUAAUACAAGAAUAUUGAGAGGACUUGAUUUGAGUAUUGAAGCUGGGAAGACAGUGGCUCUUGUGGGCAGUAGUGGAUGCGGUAAAAGUACUUGUGUACAAUUGAUCGAACGUUUUUACGACCCUUUACAGGGGAAUGUGGUAUUUGACGGAGAAAACGUUUCAGAUUUGCAAGUAGCCAACCUCCGAUCUCACAUUGGCCUUGUAUCACAAGAACCUGUCUUAUUCAGUUAUAGUAUAGCUGAAAACAUUGCAUACGGAGACAAUUCUAGAACAGUUGAAAUGCAAGAAAUUAUAGAAGCAGCACGCCAAGCCAAUAUACAUAACUUCAUUUCUUCAUUACCUCAGGGCUACGACACUCCAGUUGGUGACAAAGGCACGCAAUUAAGUGGCGGCCAGAAGCAGAGAGUGGCUAUUGCUCGAGCUCUCUUAAGAAAUCCCAAAAUAUUACUUCUUGACGAAGCAACCUCCGCCCUCGAUGCAGAAAGUGAAAAGGUUGUGCAAGAAGCAUUAGACAAAGCAAGUAGUGGACGCACAUGUCUUAUUAUAGCUCAUAGACUCUCUACAAUUCAAAAUGCAGACACAAUAGCAGUAAUUUACAAAGGGAAAAUUGUAGAGAGUGGUACCCACCAAGAACUUCUAAACUUAAAAGGACAUUAUUACAAUCUUUAUAAUGUUCAGACUACUAUGACAUAGCUGGAGUUAACUAAAUUCUCUACAUAUUGUGAUUUAACUCAGGUCCUUUAUUUCAUCGAUGUCGAAUAUGUAACAUUUGUAGUUUUUUUAUAAGUAAUUAGUGCUGGUUAUUUCUCGGGAAAAGAUAUAAUUUUGAUCUUAACCUUUUAACUUUUUUACAGGUGUCUGUAGAUAAAAAAAAUUCAAUGUUUUUUUGUUUUAUUUAUUUAUUUUUCUUUUUUUUUUAGUAACUGAUAAUUUUAAUUAAUUGCUUAUACUAAAACAUGCUAAGUUUUGCUUACUAUCAGUAGAUGGCGUCACUAGACCUGUCGCAAAAAUUUUUUGGGAAGAGAAUCACAAAUAAACUGUUGUAAAGUAAAACCAAAAUAUUACAUAUAAUCCGCUUUUAUGAAAUGUCAGCGUUUGAAAUAUGUUACUAAAUGAAUUUCAGUUCAAAAAAUUCAGUGUUUUUUUUUAAAGUAUUUUUGUUGCUCAUAAUUUUUAUAAAUUGCUUUUACUAAAUCAUGCUAAGUUUUGCUUACUAUCAGUAGAUGGCAUCACUAAAUCUGUCAAAAUUUAUUUGAAAAAGAAGAAGAAAGGGGGAAAAAUUUUAAUUAUCAAUUUCGCUCACGUAAAAUUAAAAUAUAAUAUAUAAUCCGCUUUUAUGAAAUGUCUGCUUUCGAAAUAUGUUAUUAAUUGAAUUUUAGUUAUAAAAAGAGAAAGAAACAUAAUUUUCAGAAACAAAGCGUGCCUUAAUUAAUUUCAAUAAUGCUUAAUACUAAUUAGGAAUACAAACAUUUAAUAGUCUCACAUACAUAAAAAUAUUAAUCGC